Molecule: messenger RNA, 793 nt
Organism: Emiliania huxleyi CCMP1516
Lineage: Eukaryota; Haptophyta; Isochrysidales; Noelaerhabdaceae
Exons: 3
Coding region: 1-690 (229 amino acids)
Source: RefSeq, a predicted model, not a curated record
AUGCACGCCGCGCCGCCCGCCUCGCGCUCUGCCACGUUUGCCGUUCGGAAAGUGCCGCUGCUGCGUCGCUACUGCAGCAAGGGCGGCGUCGCCAAGCCAAAGGACGACGCGCUCGCCGAGGCCCAGCGCGGCAAGGGCGGUGCAGACGUCAAGGUGUGGAGCGGCAACGUCGAGCUGCCGGCGGUGACCAAGAAGGAGGCGGAGGAGUCGUACCUCGACGCCACGUCGGUCUCGCGCGCCAUCACCCCGCCGACGGCCCUGGCGACCGAGGCGAGGAACGACAUGACCAAGGACCGGGUCAACUACGUCUCCACCAACCUCCGCCCCGAGGCGCAGUACAUCGUCCCCGGCAAGUCUGGCGCCGUCGCGCCAGUCGCCGUCAGCCAGGGCGCGUUGGGUAUGGCGUCGCUCAUUGUGCUCUGUGGCGGGCUGCUGGGAGCAGUCUACAUAAAGAAGGAGUGGAAGGUCUCUUCGGCCAAGGAGCUUGGCGACGCCCUCCGCGCGCGCGGCGCCGCACGGAGAGAAGCCAUCGAGGCCUCCUCUGCAACGUCGCUGGUCCGAUCCAUCUCACAGACCGCCGACACGACGGUCAAGGAGAACGUGGAGCUGUUGCGCCGGCCGUCGCAGCAGCUGGGCAGCCACUUUAACGAGUCCUUUCAGGGCAAGAUUGUCAAGAAGAAGCCGGAGUGAGGGACCGGCACGGCCGGGCAGAGUGUGGCUUGCGGCAAAGAGAUCGAUCUCCAGCGGGAUCUCGAACUCUCUCUCGAUACGUCUUUUGUGUCUCGGUGUGUCU